UCCAGCUGCAUCUGAGUGGAAGCCGCAAAUCAAUAAUCGAUUACUCAUAUACCAUAUUGCUGGGAAUCGACAGGAGCGAAUCAAUAGACCUUCAAUUGUUGUGAUUACUUCAAUGGCAUGGGACUUUUCACAACUGCCGACAAACGCUGACAUUUCCAGGACGUCCGUCGCACGCUUAUUAGUGAUCCAGAGUUCCAUGACGCAAUAGCUCCUGGCCAGAGACGACGAUGAGCAGUCACGAAGGGAGGUCCGGCGAGAGGUCACACGUCUUUCAGAUCCGCAUCGACAGCGUCGAGGAUGAGAGCACCGCCCCCAUAACGGAGGCCAGUUCUCGGGAGGAUCUCAUCAGCAGCGCAGCCCGGGAGGGCGACAGGACCAGCGAGCAGUGCGUCUUUCAGUUUCCCAGAUUUCUUUCGGUGCCAACGCUGCGAAGUCCGCGCCAAUCCCCAGAUCCCUCCACCCGGAGGCAGGUUAUGUCCAGUCCGGCAAAGAGCGAGCGCAUGAGCCGCCGGAGCCAGACAAAACCACGACCACGAAGACUCAGCCAGGACAGUGGCAUUGUGGCAGGCAGAUUGAUUGGCUACGGAGAGAGUGCUCUAAUUGACGCCGAUCUGCAACCAAGGCCACUCCGAACGGACAAGACAGUUGACAUAUACCGCUGCCAAGGAGAAGAUAAUGACUUAGUGGAAAAUAGCAAGCCAGCCACUCCGAUUCCGCCCAAAACCAAGCUGAGCGCCAAUCGGAUUCGAGCAGGAUCAGCUGCGUAUACGGAAAAGUGGCUCAACUCAUCGGUGAUGCGGACCAGCAAUGGCAAUCCCCUGUUCCCCAAAUCCAACUCGAUUGCUGUGCCGCUGCCCACGCAUCUGGAAUCGGAAUCCGCGGAACCGAGUCCCACGCAGGCCUUUGGACCCAAGAUCGUGGGCAGCAACGAGGAGGACAUUCCGGGCACAGCCAUGCGAAGGAGCCUCGGUCUGAACUUAAGUGCCACGCUGGGAUCUGCUGACCGAGUGAACCAGUCGUAUGAGAUUAUGGAGUCGUCGCACUCGAACGUUUUACCCGACCAAUUUGGCUACCGCCAACUAGUUCCCACGGAACGGAAGGCCUCCGAUGCCAUGAGCUCCGUCAGCGGCAGUUACUACGGCAGUCGGAAGGCCAGCAAGAGCAAUAGCCUCGGUGGCGAGUCCGGAGACGAGAGAAGGGUCAGCAAGCAGGACCGGGAGGGCUUGGACCCGGAGUCGCUGAUGUUCCGGGACGGCAGACGCAAGGUGGAUAUGGUGCUGGCCUGGGAGGAGGAGGACCUGGGCGUCAUGACCGAGGUGGAGGCCAAGAAACGCGACAACAGGCGCUGCUUCAUGGAGAACCUCAUCAAGGAGGGACUCGAGGUCGAGCUGGAGGACAAGUCCCAGUCCUUCAACGAGAAGACCUUCUUUUUGAAGAUUCACCUGCCCUGGCGUCUGGAAACACGGCUGGCCGAGGUCAUGAACCUAAAGCUGCCCGUCAAAAGAUUCAUCACCAUAUCCGUGAAGCCAUCUUGGGACGAGGAGAACGUUGUUCUUAGAAACGUGCAGUAUUGGAAGGACAUGUGGCAGCGCAUGACCAAAAGAAUUCAGCUGGACCAAACCCUUUUGGAGGGGGAGACUACAUUUAAGGCUGCAACAGCUGGUGGCAACCCAGAAGAGCAAUUUAUUGUGAAGGACCGGGCGACGGCCUUCACCAGUGCGCAGCGUUCGCUGAUGGUGAUGCAGGUGCUCAUCCGGACGCCGUUCGACGAGAGUGAUCGCAACGGCAUCCGGCGGCUGCUGAACGACGGCACCUACCUGGCCUGCUUCCCGCUGCACGAGGGGCGGUACGACCGGCCGCACUCCAGCGGUAUCUCGCUGGACCGCCGGGUGCUCUACCAGACGUGGGCCCACCCCUCGCAGUGGUACAAGAAGCAGCCGCUGUGCCUGGUGCGCAAGUACUUUGGCGACAAGAUCGCCUUGUACUUCUGCUGGCUGGGGUUCUACACGGAGAUGCUCGUCUACCCGUCCGUGGUGGGCUUCCUCUGCUUCAUCUACGGACUGGCCACCCUGGAGUCGGAGGACAACAUCCCCAGCAUGGAGAUCUGCAACGAAUACGGCACGGGCAACAUCACCCUGUGUCCACUGUGCGACAAGGCCUGCAGCUAUCAGCGACUCUCGGAGUCCUGCCUCUUCUCGCGGCUCACCUAUCUCUUUGACAAUCCAUCGACGGUGUUCUUUGCCAUCUUCAUGUCUUUCUGGGCCACCACAUUUCUGGAACUUUGGAAACGAAAACAGUCGGUGCUUGUCUGGGAAUGGGACUUGCACAACGUGGACAUGGACGAAGAGAACCGUCCAGAAUUUGAGACGAAUGCCACCACGUUUCGCAUGAAUCCCGUCACGCGGGAAAAGGAGCCCUACAUGUCCACCUGGAACCGCUCCAUAAGAUUUGUCAUUACCGGAAGUGCUGUGCUUUUCAUGAUCUCUGUGGUUCUCUCUGCGGUGCUGGGCACCAUCUUGUACCGCAUAACUCUGGUGUCUGUUAUUUAUGGAGGAGGAGGGUUUUUCGUAAAGGAGCAUGCCAAGCUAUUCACCAGUGUCACGGCUGCCUUGAUCAAUUUGGUGGUCAUUAUGCUGCUGACACGGAUCUAUCACCGCAUGGCCAUCAGGUUGACCAACCUGGAGAAUCCGCGCACCCACACGGAAUACGAGGACUCGUACACCUUUAAGAUCUUCUUCUUUGAGUUCAUGAACUUCUACUCAUCGCUCAUCUACAUCGCCUUCUUCAAGGGGCGCUUCUUUGAUUAUCCUGGGGAUGAGGGAGCCCGCAGGAGUCAGUUUUUCCGACUGAAGAACGACAUCUGCGACCCGGCUGGCUGUUUGUCGGAGCUUUGCAUCCAAUUGGCCAUUAUUAUGGUGGGCAAACAGUGCUGGAACAAUUUCAUGGAGUACCUGUUUCCGAAGUUUUGGAACUGGUGGCGUCAGAGGAAGCAUAAACAGGCCACCAAAGAUGAAUCACAUCUGCACAUGGCUUGGGAGCAGGACUACCACAUGCAGGACCCAGGACGCCUGGCUUUGUUCGAUGAGUAUCUGGAAAUGAUUCUGCAAUAUGGCUUUGUCACCCUGUUUGUGGCUGCAUUCCCCUUGGCACCGCUCUUCGCGCUCCUCAAUAAUGUGGCAGAGAUCCGCUUGGAUGCCUACAAGAUGGUCACGCAGGCCAGACGGCCACUGGCGGAACGGGUGGAGGACAUUGGAGCUUGGUACGGCAUCCUGCGAAUCAUCACCUACACGGCCGUCGUCUCGAAUGCCUUUGUGAUAGCCUACACCAGCGACUUUAUACCUCGCAUGGUCUACAAGUUCGUCUACUCUGAGACCCACACUUUGGCGGGCUACAUCGAGCACUCGCUGUCCAUCUUCAACACCUCCGAUUACAAGGAAGAGUGGGGCGCUUCGGUCAGUGAGAAAGAUCCAGAUACCUGCCAAUAUCGCGGCUACAGAAAUGGCCCCAAGGAUUAUGAGCCUUAUGGACUGAGUCCCCAUUAUUGGCAUGUCUUUGCUGCCCGUUUGGCUUUUGUUGUGGUUUUUGAGCACGUGGUGUUCGUAAUCACUGGCAUCAUGCAGUUCAUCAUUCCGGACGUCCCGUCCGAGGUGAAGACCCAAAUGCAGCGGGAACAACUGCUGGCCAAGGAGGCCAAGUACCAGCAUGGGAUUAAGAGGGCCCAGGGCGAUAACCAGGACAUCAUGAGCCUGUUCCGGGACACCUGCAAUCGGACCUCGAUCGCCGGAAGCCAGGUCACUGCCCGUGGAAGCUGGGCUCGCCGCUUCAGCCGGCUGAGCGAUGGACUGGAUGCCCACGUGGAGGUCGCCGCUAGGCCACGAAGGUCGGUGGAGUCCACGGUGUGGGAGGUUUCCUGACACGAGGAGGAGGCCGAGAGCGAGGGCCAGGAUAACAAGGGAUGAGGCCCAUCAGGAAGUCCUUAAGCAAUGACCAAUACUCGUCUCCUUUCCAAGAUCAUUAAACUAGACUUAUUAACGUGUAAUUGUUGUUGAAGCUCCACAGUUUAUAGUUUUUUGUUAAACACAAGUCUCAUGCUCUUUGUAAAUAAAUUAUUUUGAAUGUUGUCUGAA
Drosophila gunungcola (fruit fly) is the source of this 4127-nucleotide messenger RNA. RefSeq names its product anoctamin-4. The transcript has 13 exons. Gene Ontology annotation, biological process: chloride transmembrane transport. The record is from RefSeq and is a predicted model, not a curated record. Gene Ontology annotation, molecular function: protein dimerization activity; chloride channel activity. Gene Ontology annotation, cellular component: plasma membrane. Lineage: Eukaryota; Metazoa; Arthropoda; Insecta; Diptera; Drosophilidae. Bases 228 to 3914 code for a protein of 1228 amino acids.